CUCUCUUCUCAUAAGAUUGGCUGUUUUCCUCUUCAGUCUCGCGUCGUUUGCACCUUUUCCUCGACAUCCAACUCUUCCCUUCCCUUUCCUUUGUUUGCUGCUAACUUUUAUCGUCUUGUUUGACUCGUUUCAGUUCUGAAGAAGCUUCACCAUCAACUUAGAGACAAUGAAUUCUGCAACUUGGAUCACUUCCCUCUCGUGUUCUUCCCCUGUAAAACGAGCCCCAGGAGUUACGUUCCUUUCAACUCUACCUCAAUGGCUACAAUUUUUCUUCCUCUCUCCAUGUUUUCAGAGAGCCCUAUGGUCCGCCAUUGAUGCUAUGCUCAUCCUCGUUCUCUUCGUGCUUGCCAUCAAGAAGCUCUCUUCCAAAUUCACCACUAAUGGCGGCGAUCCGACAUCAGAACUUGACAAGCCUCUUAUCAGACAUAACAGUGCUUUCAUCAGAACAACAAUGUGGUUUAAGCUAACUCUAAUUGUGACGGUUGCUUUGACUAUAUUGUAUGCUGUUGCGAGUUUUCUGGCAUUUGUAAGAGACGCUCAAGUCUCAUGGAAGCUAGUUGAUGGAUCGUUUUGGAUAGUUCAAGCUCUGACUCAUGUGGUUCUCACGAUCUUAAUCAUUCAUGAAAAGAGAUUUCAAGCUGUUUCUCACCCAAUACCACUUCGAAUCUUUUGGAUUGCAAACUUCAUUGUCACUUCUUUGUUCGUCGUUUCUGGGGUUGUACGUUUGGUCUCUGAGCAUGAAGGUGGCUUUGAGUUUAAGAACGAUGAUACCGUUUGUUUCAUUUCCUUUCCUCCAUCACUUUUGCUUUUUCUUGUUGCCAUUAAAGGAUCUACAGGCAUCAGCUUCUCACAGGAAACUGAGUCUCUAAUCGAUAGGGAAACUGAUAUCAAAUCCAACGUCACUGGUUUUGCCUCAGCUUCUUUAGCAUCCAAGGCCUUCUGGUUAUGGAUAAAUCCAUUGUUGAGUAAAGGGUACAAGUCAUCUUUGAAGAUGGAUGAAGUCCCGUCACUUUCGCAAGAACAUAGAGCUGAAAGAAUGUCAGUAUUGUUUGAACAGAAAUGGCCUAAGCCACAAGAAAGGUCGAAGCAUCCUGUUCUAACCACAUUGCUUCGAUGCUUCUGGAAGGAAGUAGUAUUCAUUGCUUUCCUUGCAAUUGUUAAACUCAGUGUUGUGUUCAUAGGUCCAGUUCUCAUCCAAAGGUUCGUUGAUUUCACGGGAGGUAAGAGAAGCUCUAUAUAUGAAGGGUACUACCUUGUGCUAAUCCUUGUCAUUGCAAAAUUCACAGAAGUUUUAACUGUUCACCAUUUCAACUUCAAUUGUCAGAAGCUAGGAAUGCUAAUCCGAUGCAGUCUCAUUACCUCAUUGUACAAGAAAGGGCUAAGGCUGUCAUGUUCUUCACGGCAAGACCACAGUAUUGGAACUAUAGUGAAUUACAUGGCUGUGGAUGCACAACAACUUUCUGAUAUGAUGCCGCAGCUUCAUUUUAUCUGGAUGAUGCCAAUUCAAGUUGGAAUUUCCUUGUUCCUGCUUUACAAAUACUUAGGUGUGACUGUGGUCACAGCUUUACUUGGAAUUGUGGGUGCUCUUGUGUUUGUCGUGUUUGGUACUCAAAGAAACAAUCAAUUCCAAUUCAAUGUGAUGAAGAAUCGUGAUUCAAGAAUGAAAGCUGUGAAUGAAAUGCAAUACGUGAGAGUGAUCAAGUUCCAAGCAUGGGAAGAGCAUUUCAAUAGGAGGAUUAUGGGUUUUCGUGAGUCAGAAUUUAGUUGGCUUUCUAAGUUCAUGUAUUCAAUGUCUGGGAAUAUCAUUGUGAUGUGGAUCACGCCACUAUUGAUAUCAACUCUAACAUUUGGGACAGCAAUUUUGCUUGGAGUUCCACUUGAUGCAGGGACAGUUUUCACCACAACAACAAUCUUUAAAAUAUUACAGGACCCUCUUAGGACGUUUCCACAAUCAAUGAUCUUUCUUUCACAAGCAAUGGUAUCACUUGGGAGAUUGGAUAGGUAUAUGAUGAGUAAGGAAUUAUCAGAUAAUUUAGUAGGGAAGGAGGAAUGUUGUGGGGGGCAAACUGCUGUGGAGGUGAAAGAUGGCAUCUUUAGCUGGGAUGAUGAUAGUAAAGGGGACUAUGACUUGAAAAAUAUUAGUUUGGAUAUAAAAAGGGGUGAACUUACAGUUAUUGUUGGGACCGUGGGCUCUGGAAAAUCUUCUCUCCUGGCAUCCAUUCUUGGUGAGAUGCACAAAAUAUCUGGGACGGUUCGGGUUAAUGGAAGUAUUGCGUAUGUAGCCCAAACAUCAUGGAUUCAAAAUGGGACAAUCCAAGAUAACAUCCUGUUUGGAUCACUAAUGGACAGACAAAAGUACAGUGAAGUUGUGAGAGUUUGUUGCUUGGACAAGGACUUGGAAAUGAUGGAGGAUGGGGAUCAAACAGAGAUUGGAGAGCGUGGCAUCAAUCUUAGCGGAGGACAGAAGCAGCGAAUCCAACUUGCUAGGGCUGUAUAUCAAGACUGUGAUAUCUAUCUUCUUGAUGAUGUCUUCAGUGCUGUUGAUGCUCAUACUGGCUCUGCAAUAUUCAAGGAAUGUGUUAGGGGAGCUUUAAAAGGGAAGACUGUUGUUCUUGUAACACAUCAAAUAGACUUCUUGCAUAACGUUGAUCUUAUAAUGGUGAUGAGAGAUGGAAUGAUAGUCCAAUCUGGGAAGUAUAAUGAUCUUUUAAAUUCUGGAAUGGAUUUUGGAGAUCUGGUAGCAGCACAUGAGACAUCCAUGGAACUUGUAGAACAAGGCAAAGACAUGCCUGGUGAGAAUUCCCCUAGACUAUCCAAAUCUCCCAGGUCUCCAAAGCCAACUUCCAGUUUUAGAGAAACCAAUGGUGAAAGUUAUUCUCUUGACCAACCCAAGGCCAGCAAGGAAAAUUCUAAACUCAUUAAAGAUGAAGAAAGGGAAACUGGCAAAGUGAGCUUGCAUAUAUAUAAAUUAUAUUUCACUGAGGCUUAUGGGUGGUGGGGCAUUAUAGGAGUAAUUCUCAUUUCUUUGUUAUGGCAAGCUUCUUUGAUGGCUGGUGAUUAUUGGUUGGCAUAUGAAACCUCAGAAGAGGAAGCUCGAAUCUUUAACCCGUCUCUAUUCAUCUCCAUGUACGCCAUUAUUGCUUCAGUUUCACUUGUCAUGCUGAUUAUAAGAUCCUUCUCUGUUACCAUCUUGUGGCUUAAGACGGCACAAAUUUUCUUCUCUCAGAUUCUUAAUUGCAUCCUGCAUGCACCUAUGUCUUUCUUUGACACUACCCCUUCUGGAAGAAUUUUAAGUAGGGCAUCCACCGAUCAGACUAAUGUCGAUGUCUUUAUCCCAGUUUUUAUGGGUCUUGUGAUUCACUUUUACACCACAGUACUUGGCAUCUUCAUCGUGACAUGUCAAAAUUCAUGGCCUACAGUUUUCUUGCUGAUUCCUCUUAUUUGGUUGAAUAUAUGGUAUCGGGGUUAUUUCCUUUCAUCAUCUCGUGAGUUGACUCGCUUGGAUUCAAUAACAAAAGCACCUGUUAUUCAUCACUUCUCAGAAAGCAUUUCAGGGGUCAUGACCAUCCGUGCAUUCAAAAAGCAAAGGAAAUUUUGUGAAGAAAAUGUCAAACGAGUGAAUGAAAAUCUUCGUAUGGAUUUCCACAACAAUGGUUCCAAUGAGUGGUUGGGUUUUCGCUUAGAAUUGCUUGGAAGCUUGGUCUUCUGUAUUUCUACUUUGUUCAUGAUUAUGUUACCCAACAAUAUCAUAAAGCCAGAAAAUGUUGGCUUAUCCCUCUCUUAUGGGUUGUCCUUGAAUGCUGUGUUGUUCUUGGCUAUAUACAUGGGUUGCUUCAUUGAGAACAGAAUGGUAUCUGUUGAGAGGAUCAAGCAGUUCACAAAAAUUCCGUCAGAAGCAUCGUGGCAUAUUCAAGAUCUCCUACCUCCUCCGAGCUGGCCUGCCCAUGGCAAUGUUAAUAUCAAAGACUUGCAGGUUAGGUAUCGUCCCAACACUCCUUUGGUUCUUAAAGGCAUCAGUUUAAGCAUUAGCGGGGGAGAAAAGAUUGGUGUUGUUGGUCGAACAGGAAGUGGAAAGUCAACUUUUAUCCAAGUUUUCUUCAGGCUGGUUGAACCUUCAGGAGGUGGAAUAAUCAUUGAUGACAUCGACAUAACCGCCUUAGGCCUUCACGAUCUCAGGUCUCGUUUUGGCAUCAUUCCCCAGGAACCUGUUCUUUUUGAGGGCACUGUCAGAAGCAAUGUUGACCCCACUGGACUGUAUUCAGAUGAAGACAUAUGGAAGAGCUUGGAACGUUGUCAACUAAAAGAUGUUGUGGCUUCCAAGCCUGAGAAACUUGACUCUUUAGUGGUUGAUAAUGGAGAGAAUUGGAGCGUGGGGCAGAGGCAGUUAUUGUGUCUGGGGAGGGUUAUGCUGAAGAGAAGUCGUCUCUUGUUCUUGGAUGAAGCAACAGCUUCUGUGGAUUCACAAACUGAUGCUGUGAUUCAAAAGAUAAUCAGAGAGGACUUUUCAGCAUGCACCAUCAUUAGCAUUGCUCACAGAAUACCAACAGUCAUGGACUGUGAUAAGGUUUUGGUCAUCGAUGCUGGACGAGCAAAAGAAUUUGAUAAACCCUCCAAGUUGCUCCAGACGCCAUCAUUUUUUGGGGCGUUAGUUCAAGAAUAUGCCAACCGCUCCUCCGAACUCUGAAAGGCUUCCAUUUUGGCUUCAAGAUUCCCAAGUAUUGGAAUUGGUGAGGAAUCAGUUAAGGGCAGAGGGGAGGAAGCUUGUGAGGCCAGAAAAGUUUGAUUCUAGACUGUAAUGUCUCUGUAUUUUAUUUUGUAAAAAUAGAAUACAUUGAUUGCUCCCGUAAGUAUACGGGGUCAUAGUAAUAUAUUACCUCAAAUAUUUUAGGUGUCGAA
Prosopis cineraria is the source of this 4896-nucleotide messenger RNA. RefSeq names its product ABC transporter C family member 14-like. The record is from RefSeq and is a predicted model, not a curated record. Gene Ontology annotation, biological process: transmembrane transport. Gene Ontology annotation, cellular component: plant-type vacuole; vacuolar membrane. Lineage: Eukaryota; Viridiplantae; Streptophyta; Magnoliopsida; Fabales; Fabaceae. Gene Ontology annotation, molecular function: ATP hydrolysis activity; ABC-type transporter activity; ATP binding.